Molecule: messenger RNA, 1023 nt
Organism: Arachis stenosperma
Lineage: Eukaryota; Viridiplantae; Streptophyta; Magnoliopsida; Fabales; Fabaceae
Exons: 2
Coding region: 1-1023 (340 amino acids)
Source: RefSeq, a predicted model, not a curated record
AUGUUGGGUGAUGACGACAUGCGAGUUAUAUUUCACAGUCAAGCAAGAUUUUCCGACUUAGGUGCGCUGGAGUUGUUUGCCAGAAUGGUUGACGUGGAGGGCAGCAACAGGGGAUCUGCUCCGAAUCUGCCCACUGGUGUCAUAGAAGGGACUUCCACCGCCGUUCCAACAGGGCAACCGGUGACUCCACUUGUUUUGUCCCCAUCUUUUGCUGCUGAUUUGCCUAUCCCGGGUGAUGACUUGGGUGAUGGGCAUAGCUUCUUCCAGCUUGUAGUUGCGAUCGGAUCUGCACCUGUAGUGGAUGAUUUAGAGCCACCAAUUAUUGGUGACGAGAGCGACGGCGAAGAGGACACCGCAGUUGUCGGGGGAGCUCAAACCCAUGGUAGCAGUGGUACACAGCAGUACCCUCGACACUUCACCACGUUGGACCUUGAAGCAAUGAACCAGGCUGCAAAUGUAGACCAGCAUCACCCUGUGAUUCACGGAGAAAGGCCUAGCGUGAUUGGCAUGGACGAGUUUGAGGUCGGGCAACGAUUUGAAAUAAAAGAGGAAGCUGUACUGACAAUCAAGAGUUAUAAUAUUCGGCGUGGUGUAGAGUAUAAAGUGUUUGAGUCCGACCAGUUGAAGUAUCAUGGGAAGUGUGUCCAGUUCGGGAAUGGUUGUAACUGGCUGAUCCGUGUCACUAUGAGGCAGAGGAAAGGCUAUUGGGAAGUCAGAAAGUGCAAUGGACCACACAAGUGUCUAUUAACUGAGAUUUCGAUGGAUCACAGGCAGCUCGAUUACCAUGUCAUAUGUGCCUCGAUUAUAUCAUUGGUGAUGGCUGAUAUAUCGGUCUCGGUUAAGGUGUUACAGAAUGCGGUGUCUUCGAAGUUUGGGUUCAAGCCCAGCUAUAGGAAGGUUUGGAUGGGCAAGCAGAAGGCAAUUGCUCAGAUAUAUGGAGAUUGGGAGGAGUCUUACAACCACAUACUAAUGCGUGAGCAUCUUUUCUAUCUUUUCCUGGUGAAUUUGUAUCUAAUUUAUUGA